Molecule: messenger RNA, 1067 nt
Organism: Cydia amplana
Lineage: Eukaryota; Metazoa; Arthropoda; Insecta; Lepidoptera; Tortricidae
Product: putative carbonic anhydrase 3
Exons: 8
Coding region: 48-1067 (339 amino acids)
Molecular function (GO): carbonate dehydratase activity; zinc ion binding
Source: RefSeq, a predicted model, not a curated record
UGAGAAAUUCAAGUUUUAAUUGAAAUAAAAUAAUACGACGUUUAGCAAUGUUGUGGCUGUAUAUCUUCAGUUUAGCUAUAAAAGUCGCCGUGACAGCGAAGAGCUCCGGCGGCGCCCGCAACAGUAUCCCCAUGAACAGGCUCUACACCUCCUCGACCGUCCGUAAUGCCCACGCGCAUCGUGCUGUCAAGUUGUCCAUCGAGCCCGAGCGAGUACGGAAUGAAUGGCGGUACGACAAUGCAACGAACUGGCCAGGCCGCCUCUGCCGGGACGGAGUAGGAAAACGCCAAUCCCCAAUCAACAUCAGAACAGAGUUGGUAAAGCCUGACGCGGGCAAAGAGUUCAUCAAGUACGGGCCGCUACGGCUGCAUGGGUACCAGAGCGUGCUGGUUUCUGGAGUCAACAACGGACGGACGAUCCAGUUCACAAUGGAAGGCGACGAAGCCAUGCACCCGACAUUAACCGGAGGCCCACUGCGGUACCUCUACAGACUCGAGCAGCUGCACUUCCACUGGUUGUCUGAGCACGCCGUCAACGGAUACAAGUAUCCCAUGGAGAUCCACUUUGUCCACAUCCGCGCUGAUCUUUCUACAAGUGAGGCUCUGCGGAAGCGAGAUGGUAUUGCCAUAAUUGCUGUAUUUGGAACAAUAAAGUCGGAGAUAGAGAACGACGAAACCUUCAUAGCGAGCGAGGUGAUGGAGGAGGUGGUGCGACAACUGCCGCAGCUGAACCAGUACGGGGACCGGCUCAGCGGGAUCGUGAUGAACAUGUCAAAGCUUCUAACGGCGAACCAGCAGUCUUACGUGACGUACUCCGGAUCUCUGACGUCACCUGAGUGCAACGAAGCUGUCACGUGGAUCAUACUGGACAACCCCGUGUUCAUGACUUACGGACAGUACAAAGACUUCUCAGACCUGGCCAAGACCCGGUACAACUUCCGUCACCUACAAGAGUCCAACAUCACGGUGUACCGACCGAGCACGAGGUUACCACGACCAGUGAUCUUCGGCGUUUUCGCCAACAUGUUCAAUUAUGUUGCUAGCUUCUUAAGAAACAUGAAUAGGUGA